UAUAUUAUUAUAUUAUUAUUACAACAUAAAAAUUAAAUUUUUUUAUUUAAUUUAUUCUAUUAUAAAUUAAAAAUAAAAAUAUUUGGAAUCCCCAAGCGUGUGGACUAGUCCAAUGUGGUUGAUUCAUUCAAACAUAAAUGAGCAACGCUCCUUGGGUUUGGUGAUGCAAAACCAUACUGUAUCUUCCUUCGGAGUGCCAGCUACUAGAUGUUUGAAACUUCGGAAAUCCAAGAAACCACCAUGGGCGACGGCAACCCUAAUUUAUCUGGAAUUAUUCGCAUCGUUAGCAGCAUCCUCCUCGACCCUUCUAUCUCUUUGAUCAAAGACAAGUAUCAUUUGUUCAAAGGCGUCAAGGAACAAGUAGAAAAGCUCUCAAGCAACUUAUCCGCCAUUGAAGCCGUGCUUCAAAUAGCUGAACAAAAGCAACUGGAGGAAUCCCAUUACAGAGAUUGGCUUCGAAAGCUCCAAGGCGCUGUCUGGGAUGCAGAGGACGUGCUAGAUACCUUCAGAACAGAUGCUUUUCUGUGGAAGAGAAAGCAGGAGGUACUCUGUUUUCACCCUCCUUUUAGUUUGAGUAAAACUUCCUAUAAAUAUGAUGCUGCGCUUAGGAUCAAGGAAGUUUCGUCGAAAUUGGGACGAAUUGCUGACGAAAGGAAAAAUUUCUCUCUAGAGUUUAAUGUUGAUGGCGGGAAUGCUCGAAAGGAUACGCCCAUUUGUCUUUCUCUAGAAACAGAGUUUUUUGGUAGGGCGGAUGAUAAGGAGAGAAUCGUAAAUUUGCUGAUAUCAGAUGAAUCCGAGAAACAGGGGAAGGUUUCCCUUAUUCCCAUCGUUGGAAUGGGAGGUAUCGGCAAAACAACUCUUGCUCGUGUAGUCUAUAACGACAGCAGGGUAGAGAAGCAUUUUGAAUUUAGGAUGUGGGUCUAUGUCUCCCCACACUUCAAUCUUACACAGAUCCUGAGAGAGAUGAUGGAAUCGUAUUCAAAAACUUCUCUCCCUUCUAAUUUAUCCUCAAGCCUUGUAGAGUCUCAAUUUAGGGCAUUUUUGCCUGGAAAACGAUUUUUUCUUGUUCUAGAUGAUGUCUGGUCUGUGGAUUAUAAUAAAGAUUGGGAGCCCCUUCUACAGUUCUUAGAAAUGGGGGAGAAAGGCAGUAAAGUUUUACUUACUACUAGAAACGAGAAGGUAGCAGAGAUUGCGUGCACAAAGUCACCUCACAUUUUAGAAUGUUUGCCUGAAUACGAAUGUUGGUCCCUGUUUAAUAACGGUUUCAGAAGUGGGAAUAUGUCAAGCUUGGUGCAGGAGCAAUUGGAAGACGUUGGUAAGAAGAUUGUGCGUAGGUGUGAUGGUCUGCCUUUGGCAGUAAAGGCUAUGAGGAAUCUCUUGCGUGGUAAUGUGGAAAAAAGCAAAUGGCAAAAGGUUAUGAAUAGCAGCACAAGAGAGCUAGAGGACUCAUAUUCACUUAAUAUUUUGCCUACUCUAAAAUUGAGCUAUAAUCACCUUCCUUCUCAUCUAAAGCAAUGUUUUGCAAUUUGCUCCAUAUUUCCUAAGGCCUAUGCUUUUUAUAAGGAAGAGCUGGUGAAACUCUGGAUGGCUCAAGGCUUUGUUCAAUCUAGUCAGCUGGACAGAGCAGAGAAGAUUGGAAUAGAAUAUUUUGAUGAGUUGUUAGCAAGGUCAUUCUUCCAAGUCUUGAAUAUUGAUGGUAAGGUGCAGUACAGAAUGCAUGAUUUUAUCCAUGACUUAGCACAAUCAGUUUCAAGCACCUAUUGUUGUCAAGUUAAGGAUUUCAGAUCAUCCAGCUUCUCUGAAGAGCAUCGACAUAUGUCUUUACUUUGCCAUGAUGUUGAGCAGUCUUUGUUGAAGAUUGUUGAUAGUUCCAGCAAGCUGCGCACGCUUCUAUUGCCUGGUGACCAUGUAAAAGACUUUGGGCAAGCCCUUGGAAAAGUGUUCCAUUCAUUGAAAUACAUUCGCAUGUUGGAUCUGAGUUCAAGCUUGAUCCUGGAAUUGCCAAGCUCUAUUGAAGAGAUGAAAUUGUUGCGUUACCUAGACAUCUCGAAAACUGAAAUCAAAGUGCUUCCUGACUCAAUCUGCAACUUGAGCAAUAUUCAAACACUGAAACUGCUAGGUUGUCCUCGGCUUUUUGCAUUACCCAAGGACCUUAGGAAGCUUGUUAAUCUGCACUACCUUGAGCUGGAUGAAAUAUUCUGGUUCCAUUGUAAGGCAUUGCCACCAGGGAUGGGAAAAUUAACCAAUUUGCACAAUUUGUCAGCAUUUCAGGUGGGCUGCAAGACUGGAUAUGGAAUUGAAGAGUUGAAGGACAUGGCAUAUCUCAGAGGAACAUUGCAUAUUUCAAUGCUUGAAAAUGCAGUUAAUGCAAAGGAGGCCAGACUGAGUGAGAAGGAGAGCCUUCAGAAAUUGAUAUUUGAAUGGAGCAACGGAGACUUCAGUUCAUAUGAUGAAGCAGCUGAAGAAAGGAUCCUUGAAGACUUGCUACCUCACUCGAAUAUCAAGGAGCUCCAACUUUGGAACUACAAGGGCACUAGAUUCCCAACUUGGAUGAGAGAUGGACUGCUUCAGAAUUUGGUCACUGCCGCAUUAAAACAUUGCACAAAAUCCAUAACUCUCACUCUUGGGCAGUUGCCCCUUCUGGAGGCACUCAACGUCAAAGGAUUGCAGGAGUUGGAGGCAUGGCCAAACAUGCAAUAUCCUUCCCUGCGUAGGCUAAAGAUUUGUGACUGUCCCAAGCUAAGAAAGUUGCCUGAUAUCUUUGAUAAGCUAGAAAUUCUGACGAUUAAAAAGUGCAAUGCAUUAAAGGUGCUUCCUGUAACUCCGUCUCUGGAGUCCUUGGUGUUUGUUGAUAAUCCUAGCCUGGAAGACUGGAAUGAAGUAACAGUAUCUGAAGGGGAAAGAUUUUCUCUCUCAAAAUUAGCAGAAUUAAAAAUAGUAAACUGCCCCAAGCUAAAAGGACUACCCCAAAAUUUUUCCCCACAAAAACUGGAGAUAAGCAAUUGUGAAUUGUUGACUACCCUCCCAUCAACAGAGCACGCGCAAAAUCUUCAAUGUUUAGCAUUAGAUUCAUAUAGUGAUGGAACAUUACUGAGGGCAGUACCCAAUACCAGCUCUCUUUACUCCCUCAUCAUCUCCAACAUAGAAAAUCUGGUAUCAUUUCCAAAAUGGCCUCAUCUUCCUGAGCUCAAGGCUUUGUACAUCCACAGUUGCAAGGAACUAAUGUCUUUGUCACAAGACGAAAGACCAUUGCGAAGUUUGAGCUCUCUCAAACUCCUCUCUAUCAAGGAAUGUCCAAAGCUUGUAAAAUUGCCAGCUGAAGGGCUACCUUCUUCACUUGAGUGUUUGAGCAUUAAUUCUUGUGCUGGACUGAAAUCCCUGGUCCCUAAGGACAUACUGAAGAGUCUUACCUCACUCAAGGACCUUUACAUCCAGGAUUGCCCCCUGAUUGAUUCCUUCCCAGAGGAUGGCCUUCCUGAAUCUCUCCAGCAUUUGCAUAUCAAGGAUUGUCCAUUGCUGACCAAACGAUGCCAGAGGGAGAAUGGAGUGGGUCCAGAAUGGCCAAAGAUCAUGCACAUUUCUGACCUUGAAAUUGACUCUACCAAAAUCUCAACCUCUCAUUCAGCACCUUGGUAUUGUCAUUUCAUUUGUGGUGGAGAUAUGUAACAAAAUGCCUGAAUCUGAUUUUGAAUAGCAGCAAAGCUGAACAGAGAAUUAAGACAGAAACAGCAUAGACAUUGUCUGCCAUUUAUGGUGAUCCAGCAGUUGAGAAGGGCAAUCAAAGGAGUGCAUUAAAAAGUCUGGGUACAACAAAGAGUACAUGGAGUUUGGCAUGUGGGAUUUUCUUGUUUCAUUGGGUUUGUUACUAAUAUGCUAGCUGUUGAAGAAUCUUAUGAAUUAUCAGAAAAUCAUAUGAUUAGUAGAAAUCAAUAAGUUGAUAGGUGCUUGCAUGAAGGGGUAAUUUUUUUUAUGUUUUAUCAUCAAAUUGAUGGCAUGCCAUUAUACUUUGUAUAUUCCAUUAUAAAUAUACUCUUAUAUAUUAUAUUAAACACAUAAGUAAAUAAAAUGUAGCUUUUAAGGAUUUUUGUUA
This is a messenger RNA of Hevea brasiliensis (rubber tree), 4090 nucleotides long. Its product is annotated as disease resistance protein RGA2. The coding region runs from base 208 to 3666 and encodes 1152 amino acids. Gene Ontology annotation, molecular function: ADP binding. Gene Ontology annotation, biological process: defense response to other organism. Lineage: Eukaryota; Viridiplantae; Streptophyta; Magnoliopsida; Malpighiales; Euphorbiaceae. The record is from RefSeq and is a predicted model, not a curated record. The transcript has 2 exons.